Spinacia oleracea (spinach) is the source of this 2420-nucleotide messenger RNA. Its product is annotated as xyloglucan-specific galacturonosyltransferase 1-like. The transcript has a single exon. The record is from RefSeq and is a predicted model, not a curated record. NCBI's taxonomy places the organism in Eukaryota, Viridiplantae, Streptophyta, Magnoliopsida, Caryophyllales, Amaranthaceae. The coding region runs from base 300 to 2039 and encodes 579 amino acids. Gene Ontology annotation, molecular function: glycosyltransferase activity.
UAAUUUGAGGUUUAUAAGUGGUUACCAACAUCUUUAUAAUGACUUAUGCUCAUUGAUUAUUCCUACUUGGGUCUGUAACUCUGUUAAGCACCCGUAGGUUGUCCCAAAUCGCGUCGAAAAGUCCACAAAAUUAAACCAGUAAUAAUAUUGCAACAAUCUGGUCGUGUUGUACAGGCUUGCAAGUUAUAUACGUGCUUCCCAUCUCCAAAAGCUAGCUAGCUUACCAAAUUGAGGUUCGUUCUUUGUAUAAAACUAGAAGAUUCUUUCUCUAAGGUGAAGAAGAACUCACAUCUGAAUCAAUGGAGAGGCGAAAAUCAUCCAAGAAAGAUGAGGUCGAAGAGCAGUGCUUCUUCGAUCCAUAUCUGUUUAAGUUUCUUAACAGAAUUUCGGCCGUUUUUUGUUUGUUGUUUAUUCUUUUCAUAUGGUGUUCAUCCACUAUUAUUAUCUCUGGUUCAAUUUUUCAUGUUUGUGUAAGGUCUAGGAAAUUUAAUGACCCUUACUGUCUUUCUUUUGGUAGUCAAGGUCAACCCACAGCCAAGGUAGAUAUUAGGACUUCUUUGAUCAACAAUAGUUCUGAACUUCCUUCUGUUGUCCUUAACAACACACAAAAUACCCCUGUUUUUUCAUCCAUUAGCCCUUCCCCUGCUGCUGACAACCUCGAGAAUUCUGCUGCAGAAGAAGGGUUGUCGCUGUCGUUGUCGUUGUCGUUGUCAUCACCGCCAUUGACAAGCUUCUCUCCGUUUACAAAGCCUGUCUCCCUGAAGGGCACCAACAAGGCUGAGUUAGAGGAGACAGUGAGUUCUAGGAUGGCUGUGGAAGGGCAAAUAGCAAUCUUGAGAUCCUACAUAGCAAAGUCAAAGCCUACCACUUGUAAAGGAAGAGGGAUAUAUGUGUAUGAAUUGCCACCCAAGUUCAACAAGGAUUUGGUAGCAAAGUGCAAUGAGAUGAUGGCAUGGAUCGACUUCUGCAAAUACUUCACAAAUGAUGCAAUGGGGGCACCAAUACCAGAGUUGGGUAAAGGGUGGUAUAACAGCCACCAGUUUUCUUUAGAGCCAAUAUUCCACAACCGUAUUCUGAACCAUCCUUGCAGAGUUCUGAAACAAGAAGAUGCCAAGGUUUUCUAUGUCCCUUUCUAUGGCGCGAUAGAUAUGAUAAGGUGUCACUUUAGUAAAGACGGAAGUGGGUUAAAGGAUGCACAUCUUCUGUCUAAUGAAAUCGUUGAGUGGCUCGAGAAGCAGAAGAUGUGGAAGAGAAACUCAGGGUUAGACCAUGUGUUUGUUUUAGGGAAAAUCUCUUGGGAUUUUCGAAGGACACAGAAUGUUUCUUGGGGUAGCCCAUUAUUAGAGCUUGAGGAGCUUCAGAAUCCAAUGAAGCUUAUUAUUGAACGACAACCAUGGUCAAUCAAUGAAGUAGGACUUCCAUACCCAACCUACUUCCAUCCCAGUUCAGAUGAGGAGAUCAUAGCAUGGCAGGCUAACAUUAGAAAGAUGAACAGGAAGUUCUUCAUCAGCUUUGCUGGGACCCCACAUAAGCGUUGGGAGAACAUAAGAUCAAUCCUCAUUGAACAAUGCACUUCUGCACCUAACAAAGUCUGCAACUUUUUGAAUUGUAUAGGAGAAUCAUGUGUUGAAUCAGCACCUGUUGAGAAGCUUUUCAUGGCAUCAGAGUUUUGCCUUCAACCACCAGGGGAUAGUCCAACGAGAAAGUCCAUGUUUGAUUCUCUCAUUGCUGGUUGUAUCCCAGUUGUGUUUGAUCCAUUCACGGCACAUUACCAAUAUCCAUGGCAUUUUCCCGAGGAUUACAGGAAGUAUUCCGUGUUUAUAGACCAAGACGAGGUUAAGGUGUCAGGGGUCAAUGUGAUAGAGAGGCUUAUGAAGAUCCCUCGAAAAGAAAGGCAAGAAAUGAGGAAGUAUAUUAUUGAUGAGUUGAUGCCUAGGUUGGUUUAUGCAACUGCUAACGCCAAGUUGGAGAAAUUUGAAGAUGCAUUCACUUUAGCUGUGAAUAAUAUGCUUGAAAGGGCGAUUAGCAGAUUUCCUUGAUUAGGAAUCAAAGGGUUGUUUUUCUUCUUUUUAGAGAUUAAGCUAGAGAUUAUUAUAUUUUUUUUUUCCCUUUGCAUAGAGAAAAUGUUGUUAAUAGAAAGCCAUACAUUUAUUUACAAUAACACAAAUUUGCAAAGCAUAGAUGUAGAAUCAAAAACAAUGUUUGCAGUAACAAAAUUUUUUAUUUUUUUUAAGUAAGAUCCUGCACACUGCACACUGCACAGGCACAUGUACAACAACGUUAAAUCCAUAGCUACAGAUCUGUAAUUGAGGCAUCGAUCUCAUAUUUCAACAGAACUUGUUAUGUUAUGUCUGCUGCUAAUUGCUAUGCUGGAACCAUACAGUAUUCUGUAUUCUGUAUUCUGUAAAUUUGAGGUCAGA